Molecule: messenger RNA, 1442 nt
Organism: Triplophysa rosa
Lineage: Eukaryota; Metazoa; Chordata; Actinopteri; Cypriniformes; Nemacheilidae
Gene: ube2al
Product: ubiquitin conjugating enzyme E2 A, like
Exons: 6
Coding region: 191-649 (152 amino acids)
Biological process (GO): DNA repair; protein polyubiquitination; proteasome-mediated ubiquitin-dependent protein catabolic process
Cellular component (GO): HULC complex
Molecular function (GO): ubiquitin conjugating enzyme activity
Source: RefSeq, a predicted model, not a curated record
AAAAAAAAAAAACUGUGUGGGAAAGUGGCAUAAACUUGACUCGUGAAAAGACGUGUUGUACUUUAUAAGGGAAACGGACAGAAAUUGAACGUUAAUCGUCACUGUUGACAUAUACAGUUUCUUAAUGUAACAUUUCUUGUUAUAGCACUGAUAAUAAUCGCGAACUCGUUUUCCUUAGUGUAGUUAAAAGAUGUCUACCCCUGCUAGAAGGCGACUUAUGCGGGAUUUUAAGCGACUCCAGGAGGAUCCCCCAGCAGGUGUUAGUGGUGCUCCAUCUGAGAACAACAUAAUGGUCUGGAAUGCAGUAAUAUUUGGCCCAGAAGGAACACCUUUUGAGGAUGGUACGUUCAAGCUUACAGUUGAGUUCACAGAGGAAUAUCCAAACAAGCCCCCAACUGUGCGGUUUGUCUCAAAGAUGUUUCAUCCAAAUGUAUAUGCUGAUGGCAGUAUCUGCCUAGAUAUUCUCCAGAAUCGGUGGAGUCCAACUUAUGACGUGUCUUCCAUUUUGACAUCAAUCCAGUCCCUUCUAGAUGAACCAAAUCCCAACAGCCCAGCAAACAGCCAGGCAGCACAACUGUAUCAAGAAAAUAAACGAGAAUAUGAAAAGCGGGUGUCUGCGAUUGUAGAGCAGAGCUGGCGGGACAGUUGACCACUUUCAAAAACAUUUUCUCACUGAAACGUGCUCUGUUGGAGGGUAGUUUUUCCAAAUCAUCAUUUUUAAGUUUUUAUGCACUUUACUCAUGUAAGAUUGUGAUUUUUGUUUUAUUAUCAUCUACAUUUUCGACUGGAGUGCUUUUCAAAUCUCAUUAAGAUCACUGAUCUAAAAAGAGGCAAAUACCCCUGGAUAAAAGACUCAUAGAUAUAAGUCAUAGUCUGGUGAAAAUGUAUUCAGUACAACAUUAUUGUUUCUCUCAUAAGCAAGCAAAAGUGUACAUUUCUGUGGUUUCAGUUUUGGGGUUCAUUCAUGACUCUUUUUGUUUUAUUUGUACAAGGGCAGCUGGCAUGCCACAUCAGUGGUAAGCAGAUGGCACACAAUGAGAAUUUGUGUAUGUUGGUAGACAUACAUGGGGUUUCUAUGUAUAUUGAAAAAAGCAAUGGCAAAAUUCAUUCAUUUAUAAAAACAUUUACUAGUCAAAAAAACUGAGAUUUGCUGGUACUACUCAAAAUAUCCAAUCCUACUGAGAUUACAAGUAACUGCAGUUAAUUAACAUGCAUCCUUUCAUAGCUUGCAUCACAGAGUCUAAGCAAAUGUCUUCAGGUCUAUUUAAAAACCUUUAUCGUUGCAAAUGUAUGCUGUUACAUGCAUGAAUGCUUGAGUGUGUCCUUGCAUCAAAUCUCUUGUGUAUAUACAAAACAUCUGAAUUUUGUGUCAGAUCUUGCACUGGAUGGCAAUCUCAUUUUCCAGCACUUGUAAAUACUUAAAUAAAAGUUGAAACAACCUU